AUGACGGGUCUAAUAAUUAGAUCAAAAGGUUUCAAUAUGAUGGUGUUGAUGAUAAUGGCGACCAUGACGAUGAUACCAUCUACGGUUGUUAAAGCCUAUUAUACUCCGUCAACGUCUUAUACGCCACCGGCGACAACUUGGAAGCUUGCCCAUGCUACAUUUUAUGGGGAUGAAACUGCUUCGGAGACUAUGGGAGGGGCAUGUGGGUACGGGAACUUGCACGAGAGCGGGUACGGGUUAGCAACAGCAGCACUAAGCUCGGUGAUGUUCAACAAUGGAAAAGGUUGUGGGACUUGUUAUGAGCUCAAAUGCGUUAACUCAAAAUGGUGUCAAAGUAAUGCACCUUCCAUUAAGAUUACGGCCACCAAUCUGUGCCCACCGAACUGGUAUAAACCCACCGAUAAUGGCGGGUGGUGCAACCCGCCUCGCUCCCAUUUCGACUUGUCUAAGCCCAUGUUCAUGAAGAUUGCUCAAGUUAGAGGUGGCAUUGUUCCUGUCAACUAUAAAAGGAUAUCAUGUGUAAGGCAAGGAGGAAUCAGACUAAGAUUCCAAGGAAACCCAUACUGGUUAUUAGUAUAUGUUAUGAAUGUAGGAGGAGGUGGAGACAUAUCCCAAAUGUGGGUAAAAGGAUCCCAAACUGGAUGGGUUAGCAUGAGCCGUAAUUGGGGAGCUUCAUUCCAAGCAUUUGCCAAACUUGGUGGCCAACCUCUGACUUUCAAGUUCAUGAAUGGACGUGGGGAAGUUAUUGUGGCUUAUAAUAUUUGCCCUUCUUAUUGGUCUACUGGCAAGACUUACCAAGCCAACGUCAACUUCCGUUAG
This is a messenger RNA of Amaranthus tricolor (Joseph's coat), 819 nucleotides long. Its product is annotated as expansin-A18-like. The record is from RefSeq and is a predicted model, not a curated record. Gene Ontology annotation, cellular component: extracellular region. Gene Ontology annotation, biological process: plant-type cell wall organization. Bases 1 to 819 code for a protein of 272 amino acids. The transcript has 3 exons. NCBI's taxonomy places the organism in Eukaryota, Viridiplantae, Streptophyta, Magnoliopsida, Caryophyllales, Amaranthaceae.